Molecule: messenger RNA, 2690 nt
Organism: Musa acuminata subsp. malaccensis (wild Malaysian banana)
Lineage: Eukaryota; Viridiplantae; Streptophyta; Magnoliopsida; Zingiberales; Musaceae
Product: serine/threonine protein phosphatase 2A 57 kDa regulatory subunit B' kappa isoform
Biological process (GO): signal transduction
Cellular component (GO): protein phosphatase type 2A complex
Molecular function (GO): protein phosphatase regulator activity
Source: RefSeq, a predicted model, not a curated record
CGAGGAGAAGGGAGGGACAGUGGUCACUUCUGCUGCUGCUUCUGCUAAAAUUUGUUUCUAUUUCUUUAACCUGCCGCUUCUCGUCUCCUCUUCCUCUACAGCAGAUCUCGCAAUGCGGGUGGGAGAGAUCGAAGGCGGCGCCCAUUUCUCGAGUUCCUGCUGGAAUUCGUCGCCGCCUCUCGGAACCAAGCUUCGGAUCGACCUCUUCUCGCUAGAUCCCUAAACGUCGGCCCGAAAGAAAACCUCGAUACCGUCUUUCUCCAGAGGUUUCCGAGCGCUUCCGGUCGGUCCCCUUCUUCCAAAGCGUUCCCUCGGUGGAGAUCUGCAGUUGGUAUAGUCUCCGUUACCUUGGAUUGACGGUAGGUGAUAUUUGUGCUUCGGUUGGCCGUUCUUGAAAUCCCUUGUUUCUGCUCCUCGAUCUUGGCUUCUGUUUGCUUGAUCACUUAUUUAAGCGCAAGGAUUUUCCUUCUCCUACUUAAUCUCGAUAUCUCAGAGCUUCAGAGGAAGUGGUGGUUUCAGUAUCAUUCUAAUUUAAUUGCUUUCGGUUUCUACUUUCCCUUUUCUUUUUCUGAUCAAGAACGGUUGUUGUUGUUGUGGUCGUCGUCUGGCGUCGCUUGGUAUUAAGGUUCUCUUUGCACCAUUUGGUCUUUCAUCGGCAACGGUGAAUCCCAAAACAAAAUUGGGUUUAGGCCUGCCAAACCCCGCCAGCAUGAGCUUGAUCUGAGUGGCUUCCCCAAUCUCGGCACCAUGUGGAAGCAAUUCCUGAGUAAAUUACCUCGCAAGUCUUCCAAAUCUGAUGCUUCCUCGGGUUCCGAUAGCCAUCCCAGCAACGAUUGUACGGGUCCCUUGAACGGGAAUCCGAUCCAGCGGACUAGCAGUGGCAAUGUGGUUCCCUCACGAUCAACCACGGUGAAGCGGACUGCUUCUGCUAUCUUCCCCUCCAGUGUCGUCACCAGCAUCGAACCUCUUUUGCUAUUCAAAGAUGUUCCUAACUCACAAAAACAGAACCUUUUCAUUAGUAAGUUGAACCUCUGCUGUGUUGUCUUCGAUUUCUCGGAUCCAAACAAGAACUCCACCGAGAAGGAUAUGAAAAGGCAGGCGCUAUUGGGUCUCAUUGAUUAUGUUGAUGCUGGGGCUUCUCGUUUCACCGAGCCUAUGAUUUCUGCUUGCUGUAAGAUGUUUGCAGUUAACUUGUUUAGGGCCUUUCCUCCAAACACGCGAUCUUGUACUGGUGGUGGGGAGAAUGAGGAGGAAGAACCGAUAUUCGAUCCUGCUUGGUGCCAUCUGCAACUUGUCUAUGAUUUGUUGCUCAAGUUUGUAGAGUCAUCCUCACUUGAUGCUAAAAUUGGGAAGAAGUAUGUUGACAUUUCAUUCAUCGUGAGACUGCUUGACCUCUUUGAUUCUGAGGACCCCAGGGAAAGGGAUUGCUUGAAAACAAUUUUGCAUAGGAUCUAUGGAAAAUUUAUGGUGCAUCGCCCUUUCAUCCGUAAAGCGGUGAGCAACAUAUUUUACCGAUUUGUUUUUGAGGCAGACCGGCACAAUGGGAUUGCUGAGUUGUUAGAAGUUUUUGGUAGUGUGAUCAGUGGGUUUGCACUGCCUCUGAAGGAGGAGCACAGGCUAUUUUUUCAGAGGGUUCUAAUACCUUUGCACAAACCAAAAACAUUAGGUGUCUAUCUUCAACAGCUGACUUACUGUGUGACACAGUUUAUAGAGAAAGAGCCCAAGAUGGCAUGUUCAAUAAUAAAAGGGUUGGUAAGGUAUUGGCCGGUUACAAAUAGUCAGAAGGAAGUCAUGUUCCUGAGCGAGUUGGAGGAGGUCUUGGAGGCUACUGACACUGCAGAGCUUCUAAACUGUAUGGUCCCAUUGUUUCAGAGAAUUGGUUUCUCCAUUAACAGCUCCCACUUCCAGGUUGCAGAGAGGGCGCUAUUUUUGUUGAAUAAUGACCAUGUGAUUAGUCUGGUGUCCCAAAACCGGCAAGCAAUCAUGCCGCUCGUUUUGCCAGCUUUAGAAAGGAACACACGGAGUCACUGGAAUCAAGCGGUUAUUAAUCUAUCACAAAAUGUGAAGAACAUGUUAUCUGAGAUGGACGAAGAGAUAUUUUUGGCUUGCAAAAAGGAGUUGGGCGAGGAGGAAGAGAAGAGAAGGAUAGCAGAGGAGAAACGAAAGAUGAUCUGGGAGCAUCUGGAGGGCAGUGCGGCCUUGCAGCCAGUAACUGGUAACACAGCCGUCAUGGUAAUGCCUACCGUGGCUCCACCUAUUACUGCUGCUCUUACUUAGGCCGAAGAAGUAGAAAUGGCGUGAGAGAAAAUGAGAACGAGUAGCCUGGGGUGUGUGCAGUUUGCACAAGUGCUUUAGCUCACUCUUUUCUGUUUCUUUGGGUUUAUUGUUGUGCCCCCUAAUUGCUCUGCUAGAGAUCGUUGGUGUAUUUUAGGGAAUGCUUGUAGGAGUAAUAGCAACCAUUAUGGGUACUUAUGCUAUUUAUUAGGAGCAUAAGCCAAUUCCCGUAGUUCUUGUUUGCCCACUUGGUGGUUCAUCCGAUUACAGUUGUAAGUAUCUUACUCAGCAGCACGGGGCACGCAGGGUUCUAUGCGUUGUUCGAUGCAGUGACAUUACCGACAGGAAGUGGGAUUUGGUGUGGUGUUGGACUGAUGGAUGUUCUUUAUUUAAUCGUAUUGUGUUUCUGAGUGCUG